CUCUGCUUCUAAAAACUGUCUUAGGGUUAAGUUUCAUUUCAACCUUUGAAGUGAGAGUGUGUGUCUCUGUCUGUGUGUGUGAAAAUAUGGCUAGUAUCAAGCAAUUCGGAAAGAAGAAAGCAUGUGUGAUCGGUGGUAGUGGGUUUGUGGCUUCUUUGCUGAUCAAACAGUUGCUUGAAAAGGGUUAUGCGGUCAACACCACUGUUAGAGACCCAGAUAACGCUAAAAAAAUAUCUCACCUUGUUGCACUGCAAAGUUUGGGCGAAUUGAACAUAUUUGGAGCAGAAUUAACAGUAGAAAAAGAUUUUGAUGCCCCUGUAGCAGGAUGUGAACUUGUCUUCCAACUUGCUACACCCGUGAACUUUGCUUCUGAAGAUCCUGAGAAUGACAUGAUCAAGCCAGCAAUCAAAGGUGUAUUGAAUGUGUUGAAUGCAUGUGCACGUGCAAAAGUUAAACGAGUCAUCUUAACAUCUUCAGCAGCUGCCGUAACUAUAAACCAAGUCGAAGGGACAGAUAUGGUUAUGGAUGAAAGCAAUUGGACUGAUGUUGAGUACUUGAACACUGCAAAGCCACCCACUUGGGGGUAUCCAGUCUCUAAAGCACUUGCAGAGAAGGCUGCAUGGAAAUUUGCUGAAGAAAAUCACAUUGAUCUCAUAACUGUGAUACCUAGUCUCACAACUGGUCCUUCUCUCACUCCAGAUAUCCCUUCCAGUGUUGGCCUUGCCACUUCCCUCAUAACAGGCAAUGAUUUCCUCUUAAACGCUUUGAAAGGUAUGCAGUUUCUGUCAGGUUCAAUAUCCAUCACUCAUGUGGAGGAUCUUUGCCGUGCACAUAUAUUUGUAGCUGAAAAAGAAUCAGCUUCUGGUCGAUACAUUUGCUGUACUCACAAUACUAGUGUUCCUGAGCUUGCAAAGUUUCUUAGCAAACGAUACCCACAGUAUAAAAUUCCAACUGAAUUUCAUGACUGUCCAACCAAGGCAAAGUUAAUAAUCUCUUCUGAGAAGCUUAUCAAAGAAGGGUUCAGUUUCAAGUAUGGGGUUGAAGAAAUUUUUGACCACACUCUGGAGUACUUGAAGACUAAGGGGGCUCUGAAGAACUAAAUUUUUUUGAUAAAAUUUCAAUGCACUAGCGAACUCUCCGCUUAUUAUGUAGUAGCACUUUACUUGGUUAUGUUCAGUAGUUAAGCGAAUAACUUCAAAUCAAGGGAACAGUACGUUCUCUAUGGCAAUCCCCUACUGCAUUGCAACUUUAUUAAAUCCCUCGAAUACGAGUUAUGGUAUCCCCACUUUGUUAAAAGGACAGCUCAAUCACUUUACUAUAAGUUUGGAUUGGAUU
Messenger RNA from Gastrolobium bilobum, 1335 nucleotides. Its product is annotated as anthocyanidin reductase ((2S)-flavan-3-ol-forming). The transcript has 6 exons. Bases 87 to 1100 code for a protein of 337 amino acids. Gene Ontology annotation, molecular function: anthocyanidin reductase activity; oxidoreductase activity, acting on the CH-OH group of donors, NAD or NADP as acceptor. Lineage: Eukaryota; Viridiplantae; Streptophyta; Magnoliopsida; Fabales; Fabaceae. The record is from RefSeq and is a predicted model, not a curated record.